UGCUUUUCCUUUGGGCCAAGCUUCCCCAGGAAGAGACAGGACUCUCAGUCAUUUCAGCCCCAGUGGGAAGAAGUUCCGCAGCAAGCCGCAGCUGGCACGGUACCUGGGCAGCUCCAUGGACCUGGGCACCUUCGACUUCCGCACGGGCAAGAUGCUGAUGAACAAAAUGAACAAGAACAGGCAGAGGAUGCGCUACGACUGCUCCAACCAGGCCAAAGGGUUGGCCCUGGCUGCACAGAUGAGACUCUGCUCUCUGCCAUCGCCAGUGCCCUGCACACCAGCACCAUGCCCAUCACUGGGCAGCUCUCUGCAGCUGUGGAGAAGAACCCUGGGGUCUGGCUCAACACCUCCCAGCCUCUCUGCAAAGCCUUCAUGGUGACUGAUGAAGACAUCAGGAAGCAGGAGGAGCUGGUGCAGCAGGUGAGGAAGAGGCUGGAGGAGGCCCUGAUGGCUGACAUGCUGGCCCACGUGGAGGAGAUUGCCAGGGAUGGGGAGCCUCCCUCAGAGAAAGAAGGAGCAGAGGAGGAAGGAGAAGAAGAAGAGGAGGAGGAGGAGCAGGACCAUGACCAGGAGAUGGAAAAUGUAUAGUCCAGGGAGUUCCAUCUAAGAAUUCCCAGUAUAAACCCAUUCAGCAGGGUCAGCACAAGCAUUCACAGAGCCAAGAGUGCACCAUCAGUCCAACUGUACCCCAGAGCCUUUGGAUGGACUUCAGGAAACAUGGAAGCUGAUGGUUCAUUCACUGCAGGGGAGUUCUGCAGAUGGAACUUGACUAAACUCUACUCCCCUUCCUUUUUCUACAGGAGUAGGGUGAUUGGGAAUGCAAAAGUGGGAGGGGAUAAAGAAUAUCAAUGGUGGGAGGGAAAAUCCGAGGAACUGAAUUUGCUGGCUCUUUUUUUUUUGAGGUUUUUUUUUUGGUAUUACUUUUUGUGGGUCAGUGCUGGGUGAUACAUUUUUAAGCUUUUCUAUCAAAGUACUUUUAAUGACCCACAGAAACACUUUUCUCUCUAACCCAAGGGAGGGAGAUGCUGUUUCACUCCUUGGCUACUCUGCUGUGGGCUACCUGUUUGUACCUGACUGUAGGGAGGUCAUUUCAUGUUGUGGAUGGUUCAUUCCAUGUGUGAGUUGCUGUUUCCUCACAAGACCACAUUGGUCUUGCAGGUGUUUGGAAGUGCAGGCUCAGAGCUGAGCUGCCAGUGCCUCUCCCACCUGGGCUGGCUGAGGAGGGGAAGCUGCACUUGAGGACUUGGGCUGCCAGCUCUGGGCAUUUGGCUCUUUGGUUAUUCCACACCACAGUUUGGAUCCAAGCUCUGUGUGUCCAGACAUUUGCCUCCAAGACUCUGUUCACAAUAUACCCAACCUGAGGUAUAUUUUACUUUGGUUUAAGUCCAGUCAGAAGGACUUUCUCAACUGGGGAUGGAAGGAUGACUCAUUUCUGACUGAUAAUGAGGAAAACUUCCUCCUUUUUCUCUUCUGGUGCCAAGAACCUGCCCUCUGUUCCUCAGUGUGGAGGGAAGGGGAUCCAUUCCAACAGGUGUGGCUACACACCUGCUUUUGUGUGCAGUAAUGUUCUGACCUCUUAAAAAAAAAAAAAAAAAGUAAAAGGUUGAUUUUUCUAUAAUUGAUAUCUAAAAAAAGGAAUUUAAAGCUUUUUAUUAAGUAUUGAAUCUUUCUUAUUUGCAUGUGCAGUGAGGUGACCAGCAUUUUGUGUCAACAAUUGGACUGAUGUGAAACCUGCCUUAAUGUGUUUCUAAAUAUUGGGCUUCACCAUGGGUACCUUGAUUGAUCCCUCAGUCUCUUCCAGUACAUCUUUGAGCAUUUUGGGGUAACUUGUGGCUAAAAAUGGAUUUCUCUGGGAAGGGAGACAAGGAGAGGGGAGGAAGAUGAGAGCUGAUAGCUUGGGGAAUGUGUUGACUGGGUUGCAGAAUUAUUUUAGUCUUAGGGUAUCCAUUGCAUAACCGUGCGUGGACGUCUCUGCUGAGAGAACACUACAGGGUGGUGCAUGAAAUACUGUGCCACCAACCAAUUGUAUGAGUUGUUGGUAUCCCAAAACUUGGGGAAGAAAGUAGCUCCCAGAGCCUUUAUUGUGUGAGAAAGAUUAGCAGGGACAGCCAGGGGCCAGGGAAUUGCCUUUGGGAGUAGUGCAGCUUAGUGAUCCCUGAAAAAUAUCCCAUGCCAAAGUGAUUGAUCCUUUAUUCACUCUUUUCUUAAAGGUUUGAAACCACAAAAUUGGUUGAUAUUGCUCAUUUGAGUACUGCAAGGAGACUGAAUUGUACUUUGCUGAUGCUGUGCCAGGUGCUGCUUUGGGGAGCUUUACCUGGCACUGCAGGCAGCCACCAUUAUUUUCCUUUCUGAACAGUCUGUUACAGUUACUACUCUGUAAAUCUGUCCUCUUGUAAGUCAUGGUGUUGAAUUAAAUGUUUCUCACAAAGAAGAGG
Messenger RNA from Zonotrichia albicollis (white-throated sparrow), 2435 nucleotides. The record is from RefSeq and is a predicted model, not a curated record. Lineage: Eukaryota; Metazoa; Chordata; Aves; Passeriformes; Passerellidae.